This is a messenger RNA of Gongylonema pulchrum, 513 nucleotides long. The record is from the annotation of a GenBank genome assembly. Lineage: Eukaryota; Metazoa; Nematoda; Chromadorea; Rhabditida; Gongylonematidae.
AUGGGGCAGCGUGAAUCAUUCUCGGAAAUCGAUGUCCGAAAAAUCAACAAGUUGUAUAGCUGUCCAUUGAAGCCGGACCAAAAAACCGUGCCAACGAAAAAACCGGAACGCAAGAACAUCGAUGAUGACUCCGACGAUGAAGAAUUUUCGACUCUGAAGCCAACCGCAAUACCAUUUAAACCGGAUGAAGAAUGCGUGGACAAAAGCUGGCGCUGUACAAUUUGGUUAUUAUCAUUUUUCAAUUACUGCGAAUUGUACGACGAAAUCGCCAAUGAGAUAUGUCCAAAAUCGUGUGGUACUUGCUAUCGAGUACAGCAAAAGAAAACAACACCAACAACGACAGUGCCUCCGACAACAACAAAACUAAUUGUUACAACCAGUACUCCGGCUACUACGACGACAAGUGAAGUUAGCACCACUACUACUGCCACUCCAAAGAGUACAGGUAUGCGAAGAUUUUUUGGAAGAAAAUUAAAAAGACAAAGGAAAUUUGAAAUUUAUAGUGAAUAUUAG